Messenger RNA from Aureobasidium uvarum, 654 nucleotides. The record is from the annotation of a GenBank genome assembly. NCBI's taxonomy places the organism in Eukaryota, Fungi, Ascomycota, Dothideomycetes, Dothideales, Saccotheciaceae.
ACCGUCUUCCUUGCUUCUGCGUGCGCCGCUCUCGCACUAGCUGCUCCCGUCAGCAUCAUCAAGAAACGUAGCGAGACCAUCACCGACAACCAGACUGGCAACUAUGGCGGUUACUACUUUUCCAACUAUGUCGAGACUGGCGCCGACACUUUCACCAUCGGCACUGGCACGUACAACCUGCAAUGGACCAGCGCCAAUACUGAUGUUGUUGCUGGUAUCGGUUGGCAGACUGGUGCGGCCCGCACCAUCAGCUACUCUGGAUCCAUCAAUGCCGGCGGCGACAGUUUGAUUGCCCUCUACGGUUGGACGACUGGACCCCUUGUCGAGUACUAUGUCAUUGAGACUUAUGGUACUUACAAUCCUGGCAGUGCAGGAACUCAUCUCGGCACUGUCACUACUGAUGGCGGUGUAUACGAUAUCUACGAGACCACUCGGACCAACGCGCCCUCAAUUCAGGGCACUGCUACCUUCCAUCAGUACCUCUCUGUUCGCCAGAGCAAGCGCACCAGCGGUACCAUCACCUUCCAGAACCACAUCAACGCCUGGAAGUCUCUUGGCNUUGACCGUGAACUAAUGAAUCUUGGUGCUUUCAACUACCAGAUCAUGGCCACUGAGGGCUACGAGAGCAGCGGUUCUUCCUCGGUCACUAUCCAC